GCUCGAAGUAGUGGGGCCGGGGGCUAGGGCGGGGCCAGGCGGGCGCCCGAGCUCGGGAGGGGCGGCGGCGGCGGGGAGCCGCGGGGCCAGGGCCGCGGGCGGCCCCGGGGGCAGCAGUGCGGCCGGGUGCAGAGGGGACAGUGGUGGACGCGGCCCUUUGGCCUCUGCACACUCCCCAGAGCAGCGGCGGCCUUGGUGUCGGCCGAGGACGCGGGGCGCCCGGGAGAGGAAGCGACACAGUGCCUGCUGCAGGACGCGGAGUGGCGGCCGGCCCGGCGCGGGAACUGUUGGCGAGAGGAAGUGGAGGGGCUGUGGGAUGCGAGAGCCGAGGGCUGACUCCCAGACAGCGGAACCCUGAGAGCUGCCGACAGGCACGCGCCUCUCCCCCCUGAGCCCCUCUUUCUUCGCCCCCUGUCGGCAGCCGGAGCAGUGCCCCCAGCAUGAGCAGUGCGGCCCCUGCGAAGAAGCCCUACCGCAAGGCCCCGCCCGAGCACCGGGAGUUACGGCCGGAAGUUCCUGGGGCCCGGCUCGAGCAAGAGGAGGCCCUGACUGACGCGGAGAGGAUGAGGCUCUUGCAGCAGGAGAAUGAGGAGCUACGCCGGCGCCUGGCCUCCGCCACCAGGCGCACCGAGGCCCUAGAGCGCGAGCUGGAGAUCGGGCAGGACUGCCUGGAGCUGGAGCUGGGCCAGAGCCGAGAGGAGCUGGACAAGUUCAAGGACAAGUUCCGCAGGCUGCAGAACAGCUACACGGCUUCGCAGCGCACCAACCAGGAGCUGGAGGACAAGCUGCACACACUGGCCUCUCUUAGCCACAGCUGGAUCUUUGCAAUCAAGAAGGCGGAGAUGGACAGGAAGACGCUGGACUGGGAGAUCGUGGAGCUGACCAACAAGCUCCUGGAGGCCAGGAACACCAUCAACAAACUGGAGGAGCUCAAUGAGCGAUACCGGCUGGACUGCAACCUGGCCGUGCAGCUGCUCAAGUGUAACAAGUCCCAUUUCCGGAACCACAAGUUUGCCGAUCUGCCCUGUGAGCUGCAGGACAUGGUUCGGAAGCAUCUGCACACUGGCCAGGAGGCAGCCAGCCCAGGCCCUGCCAGCAGCCCAGCCCCAGGGGCUGUGGUGCCCACGUCGGUCAUCGCCCGGGUGCUGGAGAAGCCUGAGUCUCUGCUGCUCAAUUCGGCCCAGUCGGGCAGCGCCGGGCAGCCCUUGGCCGAGGAUGUCUUUGUGCACGUGGACAUGAGUGGGGGCGCCCCGGGGGACCCAGCCUCGCCCCCCGCCCCUGGCAGCCCCGCCCCCCAGCCCAACGGGGAGUGCCGUUCUCUGGGCCCCGCCGGGGCGUCCUCAGAAGAGGAGCUGCCUGUGCCAGCCUGUGAAAAGCUAAGCCCCUACCCAACCCCGUCCCCGCCACACCCGCUGUACCCCGGCCGCAAGGUGAUCGAGUUCUCUGAGGAGAAGGUGCGCGUGCCCCGCAACAGCCCACUGCCCAACUGCACCUACGCCACCCGCCAGGCCAUCUCCCUGAGCCUGGUGGGCGACGGCGCCGAGCAGGCCCGGCCCGCCCCAGGGCCCAGCAGCGGCCCCGCCUCGGCCCAGUCCUCACCCCACCACCAGCCCAGCCCUGGCCCUGCCACACUCAGUGCCCCGGCCAGCUCGGCCAGCUCCGAGGAGGACCUGCUGGCCAGCUGGCAGCGGGCGUUCGUGGACCGCACCCCGCCGCCGGCCGCCGUGGCCCAGCGCACUGCCUUUGGCCGGGACGCGCUCCCGGAGCUGCAGCGCCACUUUGCCUCCAGCCCUGCCCACGGGGACGAGGAGGUGGACGCGUCUCCCCUGCCCCCCAAGACUGGGCUCAUUUCCCCGCGAACAGAGACCGCGGCCCCCGGCUUUCCCGGGGAGGACGACUCGGAAGAGCUGAACCUGCCCAUGAGCCCCGAGGAGGAGCGCCAGAGCCUGCUGCCCAGUGAUGGCUGUGGCAACACUGACCAGGGGCCGGGCACCGCCUCCGCUGACACUCCAGCCUGGCCGCGCCCCGGCCCUAGCCGCCCCCCACGCAGCCCUAAGAGGAUGGGGGUGCAUCACCUGCACCGCAAGGACAGCUUGACCCAGGCCCAGGAGCAGGGCAACCUGCUCAACUAGUGCCCGCUGCCCCGAGGACGCCCUGACCACAGGGCUUGCCCCUCCCCCCCGCGGCUGCGGCUCCAGGCCCUUCCUCCUCACUGCCCAGGGCAGCAUCCCCCCUCAGCCACGCAUUCCUGUGGGGGGCUCUCCUGUUUGUUUUUUGGGGGUCAUUGAUCUCCAGUUUGUAUUUCCCACGUGUUCCCCCUCCCAGACACCUGUGCACGUGCUGUGGCCUUCCGGGGCCCAGGGUGGCCCUGGGGGAGCGGGAGGCGUCUACUCAGGGCUCUCCUUGGCGCUUCCUUCCUCCCGCUGGAAGGGAGUGGAGGGGGGCACACCAGGGCCUCACGCACUUCUCCGGGAGGCCUGGCCCCCUCUCCUACUCGGCUCUAGACUGUUACACCCAGCCUCGGGGAAAUUUUCACAUCAAUGACUAUUUUAAAAUGAAAUAAAACUAUUUUACCUGUAUGA
Molecule: messenger RNA, 2582 nt
Organism: Sorex araneus (European shrew)
Lineage: Eukaryota; Metazoa; Chordata; Mammalia; Eulipotyphla; Soricidae
Gene: TJAP1
Product: tight junction associated protein 1
Exons: 10
Coding region: 441-2132 (563 amino acids)
Biological process (GO): Golgi organization
Cellular component (GO): trans-Golgi network
Source: RefSeq, a predicted model, not a curated record